Aspergillus steynii IBT 23096 is the source of this 5723-nucleotide messenger RNA. It is a transcript of the gene iml1, whose product is annotated as GTPase-activating protein IML1. Gene Ontology annotation, cellular component: GATOR1 complex. The record is from RefSeq and is a predicted model, not a curated record. Gene Ontology annotation, molecular function: GTPase activator activity. The transcript has a single exon. Lineage: Eukaryota; Fungi; Ascomycota; Eurotiomycetes; Eurotiales; Aspergillaceae. Gene Ontology annotation, biological process: negative regulation of TORC1 signaling; intracellular signal transduction; positive regulation of autophagy. Bases 126 to 5639 code for a protein of 1837 amino acids.
CUCCUUCUCCCCCCUGCGCCCAGCCAUUAUUGGCUAUCGGUCACAUUGCAUUAUUAUCAUUAAUGGCCCCAUCAUAACUAAUGAUACGCACUGUGCUCUAAAAUGCAAUCGCACAGGUAGAGAGGAUGUCUUUGCGCGGGCCCAUGAAGCGUUCUCACCUUAGACAGGUGAGCGCUGCUAGUUUGGACACUCUCUCCACCUCGCGCUCCUUGGGAUCACAGUCUCACAAUGACGUCCCCAGUGACCAUCCGUCCACGCCGGAGGAGAGGAUCGUUCGGCUGCCCUCGAUCGGUCUGGAUCGACGACAGUGCUCGCUUUGGGUUCAUGAUGAAACCUUCUCGAAAGAGGAGAUCCUGUUCAACCCCGCCGCCUUCGGUGAUGCCGAGGUGAAUGUCGGCGAUGUCAUUGAGAUCUUGCCCGCGCGGUAUCCCGGGGAUGCUGCGCACCCGGUGAAGACGGAUAGCGGCGCAAGGUCGUUGCGCGACAGCCAUGUGGACUCAAGCUCGACGCUUCAUUCGGAUCCCAUGGCGAAGUUCAAAACGCCGCUUCAGAACCGAUGUCUCUUUGUGGUCAAGCCGCUGCCGCACGAUAUCAAAACCCGGCACUCGAAGCUCGAGAUCUCGGUGACCACCAGCAUCGCUAACAUCUUUGGCUUCAAGAAUCGGUCUACCGUGCACAUCUCGAUCGUGGAUCGUGCACAGUGCGCCGCGUCUCAUGUGGACAUUGCCUUUCGCGACCAGUACAUGGUCCGCUCGGACAUGUGGCGAUUGGUCAUGUCGGAGCUGGCUGAAAAGAUCGUCUACAAGGGCCAGAAGAUUGUGUUCAUGGGUAGUAUUAAGGCAACCGUAAAGAAUAUCUUCAUCCGCGGGAAGAAGGCUCUCUCGGGAUUCUUCUCCCCGCAGACCAUCCCGGUGUUUCGCAGCGAAUCGGCAAAGUAUGUGUUAUUCAUUCAGAUGUCGAGAGAGAUGUGGGAUUUCGAUUCCGAAGGGACGGGGGAUAUUCUCUUUAGUCGCGUCAUCAAUGGGUUCUUGCCGGAACUAUUCAAACGGUGGGCCAACGCGGAUGCCAGACAUCUAGUCACCAUCGUGCUGUUCACGCGGGUCGAGUACGAUGCGUCAGCGAUGGCAACCUCGACGACCCUGAGCUCGGAGAAUCUGAAGAGCAUGUUCAACCCGAACCACGCGCCUACGCGAGACUUCUAUCGAGUAGUGGUCAACGACAUGGCAAGUGGACAUUGGACUACGAUCUUGGACGAGCUGAAGAACGACUUCCGGUCGUUUUUGAGGGAUGUUUCAAUCCUUAGACAGGACGAUGCGGACACUCCCAUGGCCAGUGGCGCCAAACACACCUCACAGGAUCGGCCGCCAACCAUCGCAGGGCGGCCGAGCACCGCGCUUCGCGGCAAUAUCCUCGAAGCAAUUCAUCUGGCGUCCUCUCAUCUAGCGUAUGAUCACAUCGAUCGAGACAUGGUGCACACAGGCACAUCUAUUAUAGUCAUCACUCCCGGAAGUGGUGUCUUUGAGGUGUCAUAUGAGUCUUUGGCGUCCACUACGGAGGCUCUUACCAAUCGCGGAAUCGCAAUCGAUCUGGUCUGCCUAAGUCCCAUGCCCCUCCACUCUGUGCCUUUGUUCAAAUACCGAGAGCCUUCUCGAAGACCGUCGAGCUCCUCGUUUACUGAGAUUCAGAAUGGCGGCUAUUCUCCCGAGAUGCGCCAUUCGUUUGCAAGCUUGGUGAAUCGCACAUCUCAUCUUUCCCCUAAAUCAGCCAUACACGACUCUCUUCCGGGGAUGGGCUUUCAAAAGCCUUGGUCAUCAGGCUCCCGGGAUUGGAACUAUGGAAUCCCGCACUGGCUGGACAUCUCUUACUGGAAUCCGGAAACAUACAGAGAAUCGCGACGCAUAUUGAAGAAGGAUCCCAAUGCGCCAAUCCCGUUCACGGUCACCAAGAAAUCCAAGGUCUUUGUGCCUAGGGUUCGAAUGUACGAGAUCCAGAUGAAUGGAAUUAUGGAGAGUGAACAGUCCAACAUCUCUAUUCCCUAUCUUCUGGAGGGACAAAGUACCGCUCGGGGACCCAGUGCUGGCCUGAGCAUGAGUCCCGGCACUCUGGCUCCUGCUAAAGCUUCUCUCACUCGUAAUUCCUCCUUUAGGCAUCAGCUAGGCGAUAGCCUGCGUCCCGAGUCGUUUCUGCAAAAUAUGAACCCCAAGGAUGUGGUGAUGACCAAAUCGAAGAAGUCAGCGCCAAGCUCGACAAUCGCGUGGAUGGACAGCUACGACGAUAGUGUUUUCCACCCCUUCCCUAAACGCCGCCAACGCCGGAAGCCUGUAAAACAGAAGCGUCCGAGUGAGCCCGACGUGCAGGUGUCCAGUGCGCAUGACCGCAUCUCUGCCAGGUCUAUUUCACAUCUCCGCAAGCAUGAAACUCAGGCCAGUGAGCGCGAGAGUCCUGUCAUAUCCGAGCCUCGGAAUAUUGACGGCUCAUUGGCAGUCCCAAAGAGCCCGGUCUCUACCAAAAGCGCUUCCCCCAAGAAGCCUGCCCUGAAAUCGAAUUCCUCGCUGAAAUUACCGCGUAUAUCGCGAACGAUUAGCUUUGCUCUGCGCGGCUUGACUUCCGUGGCGCCUAGAGCUCAGGCGAGCACUGAGGUCAACGUAGAGCAUGCCAGGGGCAUGCCAACCUCGAACCAGAAAAAUAUCACGGGCGUACUUGCGGACAACAAAAGUACAGAUUCCGCGAGUAUAUCCGAUAGUGCAUCGAUGUCUACCGUGAUUGAUACUUCGGCCUCGAGUUCCACGCCUCAAAAGUCUGCGGAAAGCUCUUCUAUGACACCUACUCGGCCGAUCUCUAUCAAAGUGCCUCCCAAGCAACCCGAAGAGGGCUCCGAGCCGCCAGAACGUUCCGAGCUUCCUGAGUCUUACUCAACAACCGGCACGGAGAUCCCCCUCAAUGAUGAUAGCCGCCACGAGGCUCGGUCGAGAAAGCGUGGUCCUAAGUUUGAAUUGACGGUGAACGGCGGUUCGCGCGGCGGGCCAUCCAAAUCUCCACAGAGCAAAGCCCUGGCUCCUUGGGUUCGCUCUGUCAAUCCAUGCAACACCCCUCGAGACGUCUUGCGGGAUACAAGCUGGUUUGGGCGUUGGCAACACGCCUACCCAAGGCCGCCCCAUGUUGCCGUUGUGAAAUGGAAAAGCUUAAAGUCACCCGCCAUUUUGCCCCUGACGACGGAAGAAUUCCCGAGCGCGACUGAGCUGGCCUCGGACUAUUUACAAACGCCCUAUCGUGUCUUUCCGAACGAUGAUCCCGAAGGCGCCGAAGCUCCCAAAAGUCGGGGUGUUCUCCUGCGAGAGAUGAUCUCUCUUCGUCUUUCUCACGGGUUCCAGAUUGUGGUCGGGAAACAUGUGGUCGAUGUCUCGGGGCAGUACGCCCUACAAUCUCCCAAUGUCUUUGACACCCAGGGGUUGGAAAAGGACGGGGCUACUGUUUUUCUAUCGAAGGGAAACUCUAUCCACCGGCUGAUCUGCAUUGAUAGCGCCGAGAUUGAAGUCACUCGUUUUACUCAUCGGGUCUCUUCUUCCCUCGCAUCUGAAAAGAGGGCUAAUUUCAGCGUUUACUCUCCGGCCAUGCGCACAAUUUUGAGUCCUGAGUAUGGGAUCAAGAACAUAAGGCUAGAUUCUACUGCCGAGGAGUACAACUGGAAUUAUGCCGAUAACUACGUUGCCGGACAUAGAGAUUAUUUGUUUAAUCCAGCCCAACAACUGCAAUUCUGGCGUGUACGCUACGUGCUCAUACCGAUGCAACUGCAUGUUCAAUCCCGCCGGCAUAUUCAGUCCUUCAACGAGGAUAACGAGGAAGAAAUUCAUUUGCUCGGAAUCAAUCAACUUACUCACAUAUGGCAACGGCACAAAUACGUGCCUCCAGAGGAGAAGAGAUUUGAAAGCUCUAACAAAAAGAGAGAUCAAAACCCCCUCAAUAUCAUGUAUCAAACUCGAAACCCUCCUGAAGUGGUCGCAGCGGAGCUGGAUCGAAUCAUACUUACGGAUCCCGGGCUGGACAAUUCCCCUGCGCAGCUGUUGCCCGAAUCCGAGCUACUUGAGCGGUCCAGCAUCAGCCUAUCGUCGCUGGCGCACAUCAUCCAAGGGGAUAAGGGUGUCCGGAUGAUGGACCGAAGGUGGCACUGGCGAUUGCAUUACAACUGUUUCAUCGGUUUCGAGCUCACCACCUGGCUUCUUCAGAACUUCCGCAACAUCGACAGCCGGGAGGAAGCCGUUGAGUUCGGCAACGAGUUGAUGAAGCACGGUCUGUUCCAACACGUCGAGAAGCGUCACAAUUUUCGGGACGGAAACUACUUCUAUCAGAUCUCCAGCGAGUAUCGGGUCUCGCGCCCUGAAUCUCGCGGCAGUUGGUUUCCUCAGAUACGAACCGAUAAGUCGGUUCCUUCUACGCCAGCCGGGGAGCGCCCUCGAGACUCGCCCGCCAGUGUCCCCAGCAGCCAUGCUAGAACAGAGAGCACCGAGGAGUCUACAGCGCAGACACCGAAUACUCCAUCCAAGUCCAAGAAUAAAGCUACGAUCAUGCUGUCCAAAUCCAUGAAAUACGACGUCGAUCCGCGCAAACGAUCCAACCGGCCCGAGGUUAUUGACCUCCACUACGAUCGGUUGCAUAAUCCGGACAACUGCUUUCACAUUGAACUGAGCUGGAUGAACACGACUGCGAAGUUGAUCGAGGAUACCGUGCUGUCAUGGGCUGCUACGGCGGAGAAGUUUGGGCUCAAAAUAGUGCAAGUUCCGAUCGCUGAGGCCUGCGCCAUCGACGAGACGCAACCGUUCCGAAAGCCCUACCUUGUCCAGCUCAAAACCCCCCCUCCCAAAGCGCCCGCUCCCAUGCUAUUCAAUCAAGGGUCGUUUUCACAGCAGGGCACACCCGAUCGUCACUAUUUUCAGAAGGCGCUCUUGCGCAAGUUCGAGUUUGUUCUGGACUUUGAAGCUCGAUCCGCCUUCCCUGCUGACGUGGAGGUGUCUUAUUCUUGGGGCAUCCCUGACUACCGUUAUCCGCAGUAUAUCCACCGAUCCGGCAGCGUGCUAGUUCAAAUCACCGACGAUGGCGAUUUCCUCUUCCUUGCCAAUCGGCUGGUCAGUACGCGCAGUACCGCGAGCCGCGACCUACCUCGACACGACCGGUCCGACCAAUACCGAGCGAGGGCCAGCACGUAUGAUCCUAUGGAUCGAGUAUCGCCGCGUCUAUCGCCCAUCACGCGUCCGAUUCACGACCCCAACAGUCCCAUCAGCCCUCAGGGCUCGGCCCCCAUCGAUUCGGCCAAUCUCUACCGCGCUCCCGAGCACAUCCUGAGCGGGUUUGUAGACUUCUGCAAUGAUUCGGCCAAGUUGGAACAGUUCUACAACGACUCUCUAAUCCGACCGGUGUCGACCAAGGUCGAGCCGGCCAAUACGUCUCUGAUGGACGCUUCUAUUCCUUCGCUGGAACUGCCGGCGAGCGUUGUCAGCCACCACAUCUCUCCUCCUCCGGCACUCUCUCGAGGGGCACAGAACUCGACGAUUUCGUCACUGGAUUCGAUCGCGCGGCCGCGAGAGGAUCCCAGCGGGCAUCGAAGUCCGCGAAGUACGGGGCUGCGGCCGGUUCGACUGGCAUGAAGAUGGAUGGGAUGGAUGGGGUGUAUGUGUUAUGAGGGGGAUAUAAUACCCGGCGUUUUUGUAAUGAGCUCAGCGAAAGGAUCC